This is a messenger RNA of Dictyostelium purpureum, 6216 nucleotides long. RefSeq lists its product as uncharacterized. The record is from RefSeq and is a predicted model, not a curated record. Bases 1 to 6216 code for a protein of 2071 amino acids. Gene Ontology annotation, biological process: sexual reproduction. Lineage: Eukaryota; Evosea; Eumycetozoa; Dictyosteliales; Dictyosteliaceae. The transcript is spliced from 12 exons. Gene Ontology annotation, molecular function: protein binding.
AUGAGUAAUAUAAAAUCAAUUAAACCAUGUUUCAAGACAGAGGAGGGACCCUACAGACUCAUUAGAGAUGAAAGUUUUAGAAUGGAUAAUAGAUAUUUAAGAAAAUUUGUUUCAAAUAUUGCACCUAAAAUAUCAUUUUAUGAUUUAGAUUGUAAUAAUAAUAAUAAUCAUAAUAAUAAUAGUAAUAGCAAUAGUGAUAAUAAUAAUAAUGGUAAUGGUAAUAACAGCAACAAUGAUGAUGAUGUUAAUAAUAAUAGUAAUAAUAGUAAUGAGAUUAGUAAUGAUGUUAUAAAAUCAUCAAUGGGAUCAUAUAUACCAAUUGAAGAGUAUGCAACACCUGGUAAUCAUCAAGUUUCGAAUAAUAUAAAUAUAAAUAAAAAAAACCAAAAUAACAAUAGUAAUACAAAGCAAGAGGAAAAAGUUCAACUUUUUUUCACAAAUAAUUCCAGUUUAUCAUUAUUUUCAUUUACAAAUAUUGAAAAAGCAGAGCUUGUAACUAGGAAUCCAAUUAAUUUUCAGUGUGUUUUAGUUUGUCAAAAAAUUAAAAAAACAAAAAAAAAUCUAGGAUCUCUUUCAAUUCUAAUGGGCACAGAUACUGGAGAAAUCCUAUUAUUUGACCCCGAAAAAUCAAUCAUAACCAACGCAUUCAAUAGAGAUUUAAAUCAACCCAGUUCAAAUUCAUCAGCAAAUGGUCAUAGUAAUUCAAAUGGUAGUAAUAGUAACCAAUCAAAUAAAAGAAAAUUAAAAUGUUUAUGUUUAGAAUGGUUGCCUGGCUGUGACGAUAAAUUUAUUGCCGGUUUUGAUAAUGGCUAUUUAAUGCUAUUCGAUAUUAAUAUACAAACUCAAAAACAAAACUAUCCUCCACAACAACAACAUCAACAACAUCAACAACAUCAACAACAACAACAACAACAACAACAACACCAUCAAAAAUCUAAUCCGCUCGAUACAUGGGAAAUUUGUUUAAAGAAAAAAAUAAAUGCAAUUUCAUUUUCACCAAAUGGCAGAUAUUUAGCAGUAGCUUGCCAAGAUAGUCUAUUAAGAGUUUAUGAAUUUGACACAAAAAAUCAUAUAGUAUCUUAUGAAACUUAUUUUGGUGGUGUAUUAUCAGUUGAUUGGUCCCCAGAUGGUGAAUUUCUAGUUACUGGAGGUGAGGAUGAUUAUAUUAGCAUUUGGUCAUUUGGCAAUGGAGAUUAUAAACUUGUAACAAGGGGCCAGGGUCAUCAAUCUUGGAUUGGUUGCGUAAAGUUUGAUCCAUUUAUUUUUCCUCCUGGUUCAAACCAAUAUCGUAUUGUCUCUGGUGGCGAAGAUACAAGGUUAUUACUAUGGGAUUUCUCAAAAGAAAGUAUAAGAAAACAAAGAGGUAAAAGUUUUUCAAAUAAUAAUAAUAAUAAUAAUAAUAAUAAUAAUAAUAAUAAUAAUAAUAAUAAUAAUAUUUCAAAUUCAAAUUCAAAUUUAAAUAAAACAAGUGAGGAUUCCUUAUCAAUUCAAUUAGCAUUUACUAUAUUUAAUAAUGAACAGGAAAAAAAAAAAGAGAAAGAAAAACUACAACAACAGCUGCUGCAACAACAACAACAGCAUCAUCAAAAAAAUAAUACAGUAUUGGUUAAAAGUGUUUCAAGAUCCAUCGCACCAAUCAUAUAUCCAAUAGUUUCACAUCGAGCCCACUCUGACCCGGUUUGUGAUUUAUUAUGCACCAAAGAUUGGAUUAUCACUGUUAGUUUUAAAAAUUUUAGUAUUUGGGCAAGACCUAUUACAGUUGCAAAUGUUUCAUUUAUAGAUAUGAAUAUUAAUAUUUUAAUAUUUCUUUUAACCACAUUAUUUUUUAAUUUUAUCAAAUGUCAAUCUCCUGUGGAAAUUCCAUCUUAUGAAGUAAUCAAAGAUUCGUAUGGUUUGGAUGGAAAAUGUAAAGUGUUUUAUUCAGUGAUUGUUACAUCACAAAAUGAUGUAGGUUCAAUAGAUGAAAUUUUUUUAGUUCAUGGUGAUACAAUGGUCCUACUUUCAUCUUCAAGCCAAUUCCAUAUUGCUUCCGAAUCUCGAAAUGGAACUCACUACAUUUAUAACUUUAUUUUAGAAGCAGAUAUCAAAUCAACAGAUACUUAUAGUCCCGAUAGAGUUUACUUUUUUGUUUAUAAGGAUAAUGGAAGGGGUGGUCUUUCGUUCACAUUUGGUAAUGAGGAUGGUAAAAGUGUAGAAUAUAUUUGUCAAGAGCCCCCACAACAAGUAGAUAUUUCACAAGAUUAUUUCAUCGAUACCCCAGUUAAAGUUGAAAAUCCCUUUUAUGUAAAAAUCAAUACUGUUUUAGAAAAGCCAAUUCAAAUUGUAAAUAUUGUACCAAAUUCAAAUGAUUAUCCAUUCGAACUUUCAGUAUUGAGAUCAGAAUUAAAAUUCUUUCAAUUUAAUUUAAUAUUUAAUAAAUACUCAACAAUAACGGGUUUUACAACUAUGACUUUUGAUGUUUUUUAUAGUACAUCUCUUAAAUUUACAAUUAAUAUUGACUCUGCAGUAAAUGGUAUUGUAUUUAAUAAUGAUUAUAUAAAGAAAAACCCAAGUAAUGUUAAUUUAAUUACAUUUGAUAAUCAAUAUCCAACAGGUAUUGAAUAUACAACAAGAAAUAAUUGGGAUUUAAAUACAUUAGCAUUUUUUGAUGUUAAUAGUAUCGAUUCUAAGGUAUUGUUUUAUGGUCUUGCAACAGUGGAUGGCACGCUCCAAUUAGACAAGAAUCAUAGAGCUAGACUAGUUUCAGGUAAUUAUAAUACUGGAGGUCAAGUUUUGGUAACAACAUCAUAUUAUCCAAGAGAUAGAUCCUCUGAGACUGAAACAACCUCAACAAUCUCCACUAAUUUAUAUGGUAAAACAUCAUCAACUGAAUUAAAAACUAUUUUAAAAAAAAAUCCAAAAAUUGAAAGUGGUGUAGUUGGUGCUACCUUCACAGUUGGAGACUUGGAUACCACUAUAUUCCCAGCCUUUUUACAAAGUUUAGUUGUUUUUGAAUUUUCACUAGCCUCUUUUCCAAUAGAUUACAGUUUUGCUAUUAAUUUUGGUCUUUCUAAUAGUUUUAAACCCCAAUAUCCAUAUGGUUUAAAAAAGUCGGUUGCUGGCAGUCCAAUAGAAUAUUCUUUUCCAUUCAAUUUUGAAAAAGAUUUAGGUGGUAUUCAAUUUUCAAUAAAAACUGAUUUAAUGGAUUCAUUUCAAUCAUUUAAAUCUGCUGAAAAUGAUGAUACACCGCCACAAUUAAAUAGCUUUUCAAUAAUAUAUCCAAGAGGUGGUAAUGGUUUAUAUGCAAUUUUAAAAAUUAGUAUAGAGGAUAAUUUAUCUGGUUUUUCAUAUCUUUACUAUGCCGGUAAUUAUAUAACUGCUGCUGAUAUUGUAUCUGGUUCAGUACUCGAUGGUACCUUUGAAAAGUUAAUCAUUGCAAACUUUGAUUUAACAUGUUACUAUUCAGAUAGAGCUGGAAAUAAAGUAUUAUGUCAAAAUGAUCCAAAUUCAGGUAUCGAUCUAUAUUCGCCAUUUUAUUACAAAGUCUCACCAGAUCUAGAAGAACUUCCAAGAUUAGUUAGCGAUUUUGAUUUUAAAGUUUCUCAAUUCGAAUUUGAAAGUAAUGUUUAUGAUGUUUCCAGUGAAGGAAGAUUGGUUACCCUUGUUUUUAACUACACAAACUCUGAAGAGGAUAUUCCAGUUUCAUUUUUUAUUUUAGAUAGGGUCUAUGGUGACAAAUAUAUAGAUUAUUAUAAUACUGCAAAUCGUUAUUUAAGAGAUAAGUCUUCAAAACUAUUUAAAAUUUCAGUCGUUAUCCCAGCUAAGUUAUGUUCUGGAACCAUACCAUAUGUAUUGGUUGUAAAUGGUAAAAAAUAUACAAAUGAUUACUUUUAUUCAUUAUUUAAUAAUAAAGCAAAUCUAAACAUUGUUUCAUCAGAUUGUUACGAAUUACCACCAAUUAUUACAGAUUUACAAUAUAAUGGAAUUACAACAUCAAAUAAUGCUUUGUUAUCAGAUCAAUCUAAAUCAUUUGGUUGGAAAGCUAGAAUCGAAACAAAGGGAUAUUUAAAGGAAGUUUUUAUUAGUAUUAUUGGUAGCUUUGACAGAAAACCUCGUGUACUCGUUGAAAAAUCAUAUAGCUUUGAAGAGAAGAUAGAAAAUAUUUUAUUGGAUGUUGAAGGAGUAUUUGACACAAGUAAAAAACCUCAAACUUAUAAACUCUAUAAUAUAACAUUGGUCGAUCAAAGAGGUUUCAAAUCAGAAUCUAUUUAUGAUCAAGAUAUAGAUUAUAUUACCAAAAACAGUGUCCCACAAUACCCUUUACCAAUUUCACCCCUUUAUAAAAUUACUGAUCAAUCAUUGUUCAGUUUUUUAGUUGAUUACCAACUCUCAAAUAUCGACACAACCUCUCCAACAUUAAAAUUUAUCACAACUUCGGUGAAUACUAUUAACGUUGCAAGACCAAAUAAUGAACCCUUUAUAGUACCAUUUAAUUUCCAAACCUAUGAUGAUGUUGGAAUUUCUCUUGAUCACAAUCCAGUUGUAUAUUUAGAAAGCUCACAAAAUCUAGGUGAUAUCUCUCAAACCAGAUUAGAAUGCAUUACAGAAUACAAAGGUAGCGAAACAAUUAAUAACGAUAUAGUUCAAAACUAUAAGGCAGUUUGUGAUAUUCCAUAUGGAUUUGGAUAUCCUGGGGGCAUUAGUGUUUCAGUAUUUGGUAUUGUAGAUACAAGUUAUAAUACUAAUGGUUAUCCAUCAUUUUAUAUAAACUCACUUUUACCAACUUCAACCUAUUUCCUUCAAACCACUUUUAUAAGAAAACCAGUCAUAGAAUCCUGGAUUGUUCCAUCCGACACCAGUAAUCAAUUAACAAUUUUGGGUAAAAAUUUAGCUUCUGAUGUUGCCAGUACUUUUGUAUCAAUCAGCUUUGAUGGUUAUGCUUAUGAAAAAGUUCCAGUUACAGAAUAUACAAAUGUUGCUUUGCUUGUCACAGUCCAAAACUACACCAAUGAUUUUUUAGUAAAAGUUUCUACAAGUGGUGUCGAGUCCAAUGGUAUCGUAAUUCCAAAGCUAUCUGAACCAGGAUCAGAGUCAUUGUCGUCCUCCUCAUCAGAAAUACCAAUUGGUCAAUGUUUAGAUAAUUGUGGUGGUCCAACUAGAGGCACAUGUAUUGAUAAAAUAGGAUGUCGUUGUAUUUCACCAUAUAGCGGAAGAAAUUGUUUAUCAGAAACUCUAAAAAUCCCUAAACCACCUAUUAAUACCACCUCACCAGACAGUACAAACGAAUUCCCAGUUAGCAAUAGUAACAUUAAAUUAAAUACCGAUAUUUCAAUUGUUGCAAUAAGAGAAUUGGAUAUUUAUGGCAAUCAAAUUAAUAAUCAUAAUUUUAGAGAGUGGGAAUAUAAAGAAUUAUCAGCCUCAACCUAUAGCUAUACCUCAAAUAUUAUCAAAAAUGGUUCUGAUGUCAUCUCAAAUAUUGUUGUAACAAUGGAAUGGCAUGAUAAAGAAUCAAACAUCAAUUUUGCGCACCAAAAUUUUACAAUUAAUCCAUUUAGCCUCAAAUAUUAUAUAAGUGUAGAUCAAUAUCCAUUUGAAACAUUUUUUAAUUCUUUGGAGUUAAUUAUAAAGACUGCUUUCAAAAGUAAUGAAAAAAAUGUUUGUUCAAGUAAACAAUUUGGUUUUAAUGAUGGAUUGGACUAUAUGACUUUGAAAAUUGGUGGUUACAGCUUUGAAGGUAAAUUUAUAAAAAGAGGAAUCAUUGAUAACACAACAAUUACACCAUUAAGUAAUAGAUUAUUGGUUAAUUAUAGUAACAUAGAUGUAGCAUCACCAAGCGAACAAUUCUCUUAUAUAGCAAUUCAAAUUCCUCAUUUUAAAAAUAUAAUAGAAAUAGAUCCAAACUUUGGGGUUUUACUAGAUUCAAACAGGGAAUCAAAUAGUGGUCCAAAUGCCAUUUGUUCAAAAGAAUCAUCUUCAAAACUAUCAUCUUCUCAAAUUGCUGGUAUAGUAAUAGGUUCUGUUGUUUUCUUGGUUAUUGUAGCAUUAAUAAUCUUAUUUAAAGUUUCAAAAUCUAUUAAAUGUCUAAGAUUAAAAGAAAAUAUUCUAAACUAUCGAUAUUGCAAAUAUAUUAAAAUAUUCUUAAAUCUUGCAUGUACUGUUAAUUAUUCUUCAAUUAAGCAUAACUCCAUUGUUAAUAUUCAUUUUGUAAUGUAUUCAAUAUUUAAAAUUAAAAAUUAA